Molecule: messenger RNA, 917 nt
Organism: Ilex paraguariensis (yerba mate)
Lineage: Eukaryota; Viridiplantae; Streptophyta; Magnoliopsida; Aquifoliales; Aquifoliaceae
Source: the annotation of a GenBank genome assembly
AGCCAUUGUCUUCCAAUCAUUAUUACGCAAUAAAGCCUCAUGGUAAAGAUAAAGGGAAAGCAUACACUUGUUCACAGGAGCAAGAAAUGACCACUUGCUGUUUUUGCCACUGCAUCCGAGAUGUAAAGGCAAGGCCACUGGAUCCAAAAGACAUAUAUCAGCAAUAUGAGAUUGCUUCUUAUGAAACAUGUUGCAGUGCCAAGGGUUACUUUUAUGCCAAGUCGGUAGCACCUAAUGGUUUCCCUCCACUCAACUUGAGGAGAAAAGGAUGGAAAAUUUAUGGUAGAACUCCCAAAAACUACAAAUUAGGUGAAGCUCAGGGCCUCAAUGCUAUCCUCCGUACACGCCUUCCAGAAUUUAACUUCCCAUUGUCCUGUAAGAGCUCUGAAGGCAUCGUCGUAGGGAAGUGGUAUUGUCCUUUCAUCUUUAUCAAGGAUGGAAUUUUGAAAGAUCAGAUAAAAAGAUCGAUGUAUUAUGAGAUGACACUCGAGCAAAGAUGGGAGCAAAUUUUCUCAUGUGAGAAUAACUUCAGCGUAAGAAACUCUGUGCUUGUUGAUGUUAGUGUUCAAACAGAAGUUGUCUCGGUUGCUGACAUAGAAGCUGUGUGGAAUGAGAGAGAGGUGCUCGAUGGGGCGAUAUGGUUUAGGAGUUUUGGCAAUGUGGGAAGAGUAAGUGUGGGAUUGAGGGAAGAAAUUGUUGAAAGAAUGAAAUGGGAGCAACAAAGAGCAGACUGGCUAAAUGGGGAAAACAGGCAAGCAAGGGUGAAGAGAGUAGAGGACUUUGGAGGGGUUGGUGAGUGGAGGAAAUUUGGAUGCUAUGUGUUGGUGGAGAGGUUUGUAUUGAAAAGAAUGGAUGGAAGCUUGAUGAUGACUUAUGAUUUCAAGCACACUCAUCAAAUCAAAAGCAAAUGGGAAUGA